Messenger RNA from Armigeres subalbatus, 937 nucleotides. RefSeq lists its product as uncharacterized. The coding region runs from base 169 to 672 and encodes 167 amino acids. The record is from RefSeq and is a predicted model, not a curated record. Gene Ontology annotation, molecular function: glutathione peroxidase activity. Lineage: Eukaryota; Metazoa; Arthropoda; Insecta; Diptera; Culicidae. Gene Ontology annotation, biological process: response to oxidative stress. The transcript is spliced from 4 exons.
GCCUUUGAGAAGAAGUGAAGUGCAGUGAUAAGCCCACCGAAUUGCGAAAGACUAUUAAAUUGGCACGAAACUGCUGAUUUACGAUAAAAUUCGAGCCGAAAUUCGAAGGACUCCUUGAAAAAACAUGUUCAUUAUCACGGGAAGUGAAUAAAUAUGCUGUAAACAGGAAUGAAUGCCAAAUCAGCCAAAUCUAUAUUCGAUUUCAUAGUCACGGACAUAAACGGCAACGAUGUCGACCUGGGCAGGUACAAAGGGACCGUUUGCAUCAUAACUAACUUUUCCAUCAAGGACUCCGCGUGUGAGAAAGUUUUCACGAUGCUAAGCUCGCUUUACAACAAAUUCCACAAUGACACCAGAAAAGAUCUGAACAUUCUUCUGUUUCCGUGCUCACAGUUCGGUUCCAAGGAGUCGAUGAACGAUAUUCUUGACUAUUUCGAGCACAACAGCGAUCGCCCGCUUGGUGAUGUGUUCAGCGAGAUUGAGGUUAAUGGCACGAAGAGCGUAGAGUUGUACAAAUACAUGAAGCUCAAAAAGCCUGGAAAUUGUGGAGGAUUCAUCAACGGAAAUUUCACGAUGUUCCUCACAGAUAAGAACGGUGUCCCCGUGGAACGUUUUGCAUCUAAUGUCCAUCCAUAUCUACUAGAAGAAUUAAUUGAACAGCACUGUGGGUAAUAAAGAAUCAUUAUUGAUACUUUAGUUAUCUACCAUUUAGCUAAUUCUUAUAACAUACAUUGCCUACUGAGAAUAUAAAGUUAUCAUGAUAGGUUCAAAAGUUUUAAUAUCAGGGAAAUGAAAAUUUUCCGGAAUAAGAAGAUCAAUAGUAGGAACAUGUUUUUCAAUUCCAAAUGACAAAAAAAAUAGUUAAAUAAAGGCAAUGUAGAUUAAAGGCAAUGGAAAAUUUGCUUAUUUUAUGUUCAAUAAAUGACGUUUAUUAACA